UAUUUAAAAAAAGUACUAGAAAACUUAUAUACAAAAAUAGUUUACCACUAAAACUCAAUGAUGACCAACAAAAUUAUUAUAAAUAUUGUUUGUUUGCUGUUUGUUUUAAUUGUUAGCUUAGACACGGCUCAUAUUGUAGAUGAUACUGAUGAUGUCAAUGAUGAUAUUAUCGAGAAACGGGAUGCUAUGGUAUUAGCACCGGUAGCCAGCAAUACGUUAAUCGAUCCGAAUCAGGUAUUCUAUAAUGCGCUCAAUCAACUACUUGAGCCAUUGAUGAAAGCACUGGGAUUGCCAGGCCAUGGUCUACAGCUAGUGAAACUAGUUUGGCCAGUCUUACGGUUUCUGGCGAUGGCCUGGGAUAGUGUUUUGCGGGCCAUCACUGGCGGCGGUGGCGGUGGUAGUGUCACUACUAAGGCUACCGUCAUCACCACUGAUGAUGGUAUCACUGAUGACGGUAUCACUGAUACCGAUGUUACCGAUGAUGUCGACCUAAACACCAGUACUACUGAUGAUGAAACCAAUUGA
Oppia nitens is the source of this 525-nucleotide messenger RNA. RefSeq lists its product as uncharacterized. Bases 58 to 525 code for a protein of 155 amino acids. The transcript is spliced from 2 exons. Lineage: Eukaryota; Metazoa; Arthropoda; Arachnida; Sarcoptiformes; Oppiidae. The record is from RefSeq and is a predicted model, not a curated record.